Messenger RNA from Marmota monax (woodchuck), 5863 nucleotides. RefSeq names its product filamin A interacting protein 1 (gene Filip1). The transcript is spliced from 8 exons. The record is from RefSeq and is a predicted model, not a curated record. NCBI's taxonomy places the organism in Eukaryota, Metazoa, Chordata, Mammalia, Rodentia, Sciuridae. The coding region runs from base 549 to 4190 and encodes 1213 amino acids.
AAUAUAGCACUCACGAGCUCAGCUCCUCAACAAAGUCAUUGCUCUGACAGUGUUGUGAAGGGAGCAGAAGAGGAGAAACCUAAUCUCAGAACCCAACAACACCUAGCAACAGUUGAAAAAAACUUUUAAAUAAAAGUCGGUGGGAGAUAUACAACUCCCAAUUUCUGCUGAUCAGGAUUUCAGGGAGAAGCUGCUUUCCCCCUCUCUACUCAAUUUCCUGCAUGACUUCAGCUAUUGGCUAGACCCAGGAAAGAAAGUGGGAAAAGCUUUUUCCUCUGUAUUCUUUUGGGCUGGAUAGUUUUUCAGAACUCGAGUCUGUCCUGGGCUGUGGGACAAGCCACUGGGUUCUUCAAAGGAUAAACUACCUCCAUAAAGGACAUAUCCUUGGUUAAACGAGCUGCUGGCAGAGUUUUAUUGAAGGAGACAUCUGUGAACUAUAAAGAGGAAGAGUAGGCAUGGUCUGACACCAGUGAAAAGGAGAGUAAAAGAAUGGAGAAUUGGGUGAAAUCUCAGAGAAUAGCACAGUCUAAAGAAAAUUCUGGGUGGGAAUGAGAUCCCGAAACCAAGGUGGCGAAAGUUCAUCUAACGGGCAUAUCUCCUGCCCCAAGUCCUCCAUCAUCAGCAAUGCUGAUGAUAAGAGUCUCUCAGAAGAUGCAAAAAAGAAGAACAAAUCAAAGAGGAAGGAGGAUGAUGUCAUGGCUUCAGGAACUGUCAAACGACACCUAAAACCAUCUGGAGAAAAUGAACGAAAGCCUAAGAAAUCUCUGGAGUUAUCCAAAGAAGAUCUCAUCCAGCUACUCAGCAUAAUGGAAGGGGAGUUGCAGGCCAGAGAAGAUGUGAUCCAUAUGUUGAAGACUGAGAAAACCAAGCCUGAGGUUCUGGAGGCUCACUACGGAUCUGCAGAACCAGAGAAAGUGCUUCGGAUCCUGCACCGAGAUGCCAUCCUUGCUCAGGAGAAGUCCAUAGGAGAAGAUGUCUAUGAGAAACCCAUCUCAGAGCUGGACAGACUUGAGGAAAAGCAGAAAGAAACCUACCGGCGCAUGCUAGAGCAACUGCUGCUGGCAGAGAAGUGUCACAGGCGUACUGUGUACGAGUUGGAGAACGAGAAGCACAAACACACUGACUACAUGAACAAAAGCGACGAUUUCACCAACUUGCUGGAGCAGGAGCGGGAGAGGUUGAAAAAGCUCCUUGAACAAGAAAAGGCUUACCAAGCCCGCAAAGAAAAGGAAAAUGCUAAGCGUCUCAAUAAACUAAGAGAUGAGCUUGUCAAACUCAAGUCCUUUGCACUCAUGCUGGUGGAUGAAAGACAAAUGCACAUUGAACAACUUGGCCUGCAAAGCCAGAAGGUACAGGAUCUUACUCAGAAACUGAGGGAAGAAGAAGAAAAGCUCAAAGCCAUUACUUCCAAAUCCAAAGAAGACAGACAGAAACUGCUCAAGUUAGAAGUGGACUUUGAACACAAGGCUUCUAGGUUUUCUCAAGAGCAUGAAGAGAUGAAUGCUAAAUUGGCUAACCAAGAGUCUCACAACAGGCAACUUAGACUGAAGCUGGUUGGCUUAUCUCAAAGAAUUGAGGAGCUAGAAGAGACCAAUAAAAAUCUUCAAAAGGCAGAGGAAGAACUUCAGGAAUUGAGAGAUAAAAUUGCCAAAGGGGAAUGUGGAAACUCCAGCCUCAUGGCAGAAGUGGAAAAUCUCCGAAAGCGUGUGCUGGAAAUGGAGGGUAAAGAUGAAGAGAUCACGAAAACUGAAUCCCAGUGCAGGGAACUGAGGAAGAAACUGCAAGAGGAAGAACACCAUAGUAAGGAGCUCAAACUUGAAGUUGAGAAGUUACAGAAGAGAAUGUCUGAACUGGAGAAACUGGAAGAAGCAUUUAGCAAGAGUAAAUCUGAAUGCUCCCAGCUACACUUAAAUCUGGAGAAAGAAAAGAAUUUAACCAAAGACCUGCUAAAUGAAUUGGAGGUAGUUAAAAGUCGAGUUAAAGAACUUGAGUGUUCUGAAAGUAGACUGGAAAAGGCAGAAUUGAGCCUCAAAGAUGAUCUCACAAAGCUGAAGUCAUUUACAGUGAUGCUGGUUGAUGAAAGGAAAAAUAUGAUGGAAAAAAUAAAGCAAGAAGAGAGAAAAGUGGAUGGACUCAAUAAAAAUUUUAAGGUGGAACAAGGCAAAGUUAUGGAUGUAACUGAAAAAUUAAUCGAAGAAAGUAAGAAACUUUUAAAACUGAAAUCUGAAAUGGAGGAAAAGGUGUACACUUUGACAAAGGAGAGAGAUGAGUUGAUACGUAAACUGAAAAGUGAAGAAGAAAAAUCCUCUGAAUUAAGCUGCAGCGUUGAUUUGUUAAAGAAGAGACUUGAUGGUAUGGAAGAAGUGGAAAGAGAAAUAACAAGAGGAAGGUCUCGAAAAGGACCUGAGCUCACCUGCCCAGAAGAUAAUAAGAUUAAGGAACUAACCCUUGAAAUUGAGAGGCUGAAGAAGCGUCUCCAACAGUUGGAAGUAGUGGAAGGGGAUCUGAUGAAGACAGAGGAUGAGUAUGAUCAGUUGGAGCAGAAAUUCAGAACUGAGCAGGAUAAAGCUAACUUCCUCUCUCAGCAGUUAGAGGAGAUCAAGCACCAAAUUGCCAAGAACAAAGCAAUAGAGAAAGGGGAGGCUGUGAGCCAGGAAGCUGAGCUGAGACACCGAUUUCGAUUGGAAGAGGCUAAGAGUAGAGAUUUGAAAGCCGAGGUACAAGCUCUCAAAGAGAAAAUUCACGAGUUAAUGAACAAAGAAGAUCAGCUUUCUCAGCUCCAAGUAGAUUAUUCAGUCCUUCAACAAAGAUUUAUGGAGGAAGAAAAUAAGAACAAAAACAUGGGGCAGGAGGUCCUCAAUCUGACCAAAGAGUUGGAGCUUUCUAAGCGGUACAGCCGCGCUCUCAGACCCAGCGUGAAUGGGAGAAGAAUGGUGGAUGUGCCUGUGACGUCCACCGGGGUGCAGACAGAGGCCGUGGGCAGCGAGGCAGCUGAGGAAGAAACGCCGGCUGUAUUCAUACGAAAAUCCUUCCAAGAAGAAAAUCACAUCAUGAGCAAUCUUCGACAGGUAGGACUGAAAAAGCCCAUGGAACGAUCCUCUGUCCUAGACAGGUAUCCUCCAGCAGCAAAUGAGCUCACUAUGAGAAAGUCGUGGAUUCCGUGGAUGAGAAAAAGGGAAAACGGCCCAUCAAUCACGCAGGAGAAAGGGCCUCGAACAAAUUCCACUUCCGGGCACCCAGGAGAACUAGUUCUUUCACCAAAGCAGGGCCAGCCCUUGCAUAUCCGAGUGACACCAGAUCACGAGAACAGUACUGCCACUUUGGAGAUAACCAGUCCCACAUCUGAAGAAUUUUUUUCUAGUACCACCGUCAUUCCUACAUUAGGGAAUCAGAAACCAAGGAUAACCAUUAUUCCAUCACCAAAUGUUAUGUCUCAAAAAACAAAAAGUGCAGAACCUACUCUUGGCCCAGAAAGAGCCAUGUCCCCAGUCACAAUUACGACGUUUUCCAGAGAGAAAACCCCAGAAAGUGGAAGAGGCACGUUUGCAGACAGGCCCACAUCCCCCAUUCAGAUAAUGACGGUGUCUACUUCUGCAGCGCCAGCCGAAAUUGCAGUUUCUCCAGAAUCCCAGGAAAUGCCCAUGGGAAGGACUAUCCUUAAAGUCACCCCCGAAAAACAGACUGUUCCACCUCCAGUACGAAAAUACAAUUCCAAUGCCAAUAUCAUAACCACGGAAGACAAUAAGAUUCACAUUCACUUAGGUUCCCAGUUUAAACGAUCCCCUGGGACUUCAGUUGAAGGAGCUAGUCCAGUUAUUACUGUUCGGCCAGUCAACGUGACAGCUGAAAAGGAGGUUUCCACUGGCACUGUCCUUCGCUCUCCCAGGAACCAUCUCUCUUCACGACCCGGUGCGAGCAAAGUGACGAGCACCAUCACCAUAACACCAGUCACAACUUCAUCUACUCGAGGAACCCAGUCAGUGUCAGGACAAGAUGGGUCAUCCCAGCGGCCUACACCUACCCGCAUUCCUAUGUCAAAAGGUAUGAAAGCAGGAAAGCCAGUAGUGGCAGCCCCAGGAGCAGGAAAUCUGACCAAAUUCGAGCCUCGAGCUGAGACUCAGUCUAUGAAAAUAGAGCUGAAGAAAUCUGCAGCCAGCAGCACUACCUCUCUUGGAGGGGGGAAGGGCUGAGGGCAGUGGCUAAGGGGAAAGCAUCAUCAUUCAUCAGUUACGUAUGAACUCCAGAUGAGAUGGUAAACCAAGCACAUACUGGGUGUGUGUACUUCCUCUGAAUCCCUGUUGAAUGGAUAUUUCUGCAGCUCUCUGUUAUUACUAAGGUCCUCCAUGCUACUGAUCACAACUGGAAAUAUCUUACUACUUCCAGUGAUUUUUUUUUUUUUUUGAGGAUAUAAUGGAAAAGCUAAAAACAGCCUUGCUGAAAAUAUAUAGUAAGAGCAAGUGAAUUUUUGUGCCAAAAGAAAUUUCCUUUUGGGAAGCUUUCAGGUCCAUGGGCACAUACUAUGUAAUUUAUUUUUAUAAUACAUUUUGUAACAUGAUUUUUUUCCCUAAAGUGUUUCUUUUUUCAUAGUCUAUGGCACAUAUAUCUGUAGAAUACACUGUUAGUUCUUUAAAGUAUUGGUGUUGUUACAUUCAAAAUGGUAAACUAUUAUUAUUUUCUUUUUAUCAAUUUGGUAUUUCUGAAGAAAAGAAAGCAUACCACUGUAUUUCCCAGGGUAAAUUCAAGAGGUAAAACCUAGAAACAGGAUAUUCUGGAAUCAGUUUGUACAACUAUACUUGUACAAUAGUCUAGUUCUACUGAUGGUUCAAUAAUCACAAAUAAUGCUCUGAGUUUAAUUUUAAUAAAGUUGCUCUUUCUGGUGUUUUGUGCCAAAAACCCAAGAUGAAUUGGUUUUCAAAUAAAUUAAUAUAAUGAGAUAUCAGUUUAAUUGUAAAGGGAAACAGGAACAUAUAUGAGUGACCAUUCAAUUAUAUUUCUUUUUUUUUAGUUGUAGAUGGACACGAUAUCUUUAUUUUUAUUUGUUUAUUUUUAUGUGGUGCUGAGGAUUAAACCCAGGGCCUCAUGCAUGCAAGGCAAGCACUCUACCACUGAGCUACAACCACAGCCUCUCAAUUAUAUAUCUAUUUGCAUUAUUUACUUACAUGUAUAAGACAUGAUAAGAACUGUGAUAAAGAUAUUUCUUCUUCAACAAAGGCUUGCAAAUAAAAACUGACCUAUAUAAUGUCAGCAUCAUUUUAAAAUUAGAGAAAUCCACUAACAUUUUCCCCGAUUUUGAUAAUUUUUCAUAACCACAUGUAUGUAGGAAAUAUUCCUUUAAGAUCAAAGCACAACAUGUAUUAAUCUCAACAUCAAAGCUGCUGUUGAAUUUAGAUUUAUGUGAAAAUGUGCAUCUAAAGUCUACUUGAAACUCUAGUAAUUCAGUUUUUUAAAACUUGUGUUUUUUUUUUUAAAAAAACUUUGCUAAUAUGGAUAUUUUCAAUAAGGUCUUUAAAGAUAGUUUAAAGGUAAAUUAAGAGUUGGUGCAUCAAUUUCUGAAUGCAGAAGUCAUUUAUCAAAUAAUUUUCCUGAGGUUAAAGAGAGAAUGCCACACAAGUAACACUGUUGGCUAAUCUCUGCAGUCCACAGGUUGUACUGGGGUUUAUAAACCAGAGAGGGGACUCCACAUUGAGUCUCUGGAAUGAAAAAAUUAAUACUAAAUUUCCUUUUCAAUGUAACCUUGGAAGAUUUUAAAAUAUACCUUGUGGAAUUGGCACAUCAUUUUCAAUAUGUAUUAUAAAUGAAAUAAUUAUAUUUUGUUAAAAUUAUUUUUCCUUUUUCUUUUUUAAAUAAAAGAAAUGCUACAGUA